Molecule: messenger RNA, 3115 nt
Organism: Armigeres subalbatus
Lineage: Eukaryota; Metazoa; Arthropoda; Insecta; Diptera; Culicidae
Product: sodium-coupled monocarboxylate transporter 1
Exons: 12
Coding region: 762-2933 (723 amino acids)
Biological process (GO): transmembrane transport; sodium ion transport
Cellular component (GO): membrane
Molecular function (GO): symporter activity
Source: RefSeq, a predicted model, not a curated record
CGGUGGAAAGUCGCGCGCGCGGGUCUUCGUCACAGGAGCUUUGGCAUCGCUUAUAAAUAAUAGUCACCCAAUUGGUACCAACUUAUUAGCAAUCGAAUUUCCGUUCGCGUCGCGCGCGUUUCUCGAAAUCGGUCGUUGGAAUAGUGUUCAGCGCCAGUUUGGUGUCCAGAUCAUGUGGAUUAUUGGUUCAUCGGUGAAGUGAUAUCGUUUUUGAUCAGCUGAGAGUGAUUAAUUUUCAAAAGUGUAUUUCUUAAAAACUGUAAAAUUGGCUCCCAAACAGAAGAAUAUUUAUUCUAAUGUGCUUUCGCAAUCCGAUCUUAAACGAAUGCAUUAUCGAAGCACAUUUGGACUGUUAGUGCAGAAUCAGUGCCGCACGUUCCUACAAAUCAAAGAAAGCCCACACCGGAAGCGAGGAUUUCCCGGAGGAGAUAAAGCUUCCUGCAGCGGCUGGGGCGCCCACUAAACACAUCACCGAACUCUAUCAAGUGUGACGUGUGACUUCUACAGGCUCAAGGGCGCCAAUUAUUCCGUUCGCUUCCCAACGGAAAUAAAAGAAAUAAUCAACUUCUAAAGUGGCAUUGGGAAGCAAUCAGACAAUUUACUUACAAAGUAGUGUGAUAUAGUGCUAGUGAGAUAAAAACAAACGCAACAUAGUUCCAACAUACAAAAUAGUAUUCAACAAAACCUCAUUUACAACCAAAACAAAACUAUUAACCAAAAAACAACAACUCAAUCAGUGUUUCCCUAAAAAAAACUUUACGAUGUUAAAAUUUAUUAUUAUACUCGCCCUUGCCGCUGGUGCCCUCGGGGUCGAAUCCAAUGGGCAACCAACUUGUGGGAGCGAGGAAAUGGCACAUACCGGAGAGUUUACGCCCUAUGAUUACUCAGCUGUCGGGUUCAUGCUGGUAGUUUCACUUGGAAUCGGAGUAUUCUAUGGAUACUUUGGAAAGUCCAAGGAGGAAGCGGAGGUCACCGACUCCAACGAAUUCCUGUUGGGAUCCGGGAUGACUGUUUUUCCCGUCACCCUCAGUUUGACCACGAGUUUCAUCACUGCAAUCGAGCUUCUGGGAAAUCCCUCGGAAAUGUUUUUCAGUGGCACCCAGUACGCUCUGAUAGUUAUUUCCGCUCUGCUCGUCAUCCCCGUUGCCGUCAAGCUGUUCUUCCCGAUCUACUUCAAGAUGAACCUAACCAGUUGCUACGAAUAUUUGGGAGUGAGAUUUGACAGCAAGCUACGAGUUUUCGGUGCGAUUCUGUAUGUACUGCAGAUGUCGUUCUACACGUCGGUGGCCGUCCUGGCGCCCGCCAUCGCCCUCUCCAAAGCAACCGGUCUGGAUACGCAUAUUGCCGUGGCGCUGAUCUACUUCGUGUGUAUCUUCUACUCGUCGCAGGGCGGGAUGAAGGCUGUCGUCAUCGCAGACACAUUCCAGGCUUGCAUUCUGGCCAUUUCCCUGUUGUUGGUGGUGGGCCUCGGAACGUACUACACCGGAAGUCCCAUGGAAAUUUUCACGCGUGCUCAGGAGAGCGGCCGCAUUGAAUUAUUCAACACGAGCACCAAUCCGACCACCCGCCAUUCGGUGUACUCCGUGGUAAUCGGAGGGUUCUUCUAUUGGACAUCCCUGUUUUGCACAAAUCAGGCGUCGGUUCAAAAAUGUAUGUCAUUAAAAUCGAUGAAAAAGGCAAAACAGGCUAUUAGCUUCGCGAUUCUGGGAUUGGUGUUGGUUUUCCUGUUCAACUUCUACACGGGCCUGAUGACUUUCGCGCACUAUUCCCAGUGCGAUCCGCUGCGUUCGGGACAGAUCACCGAGAAGGACCAGCUGGUGCCGUUCUACGUGAUGGACGUUUUCGGGCAGAUUCCGUUCAUGACGGGCAUCUUCGUCGCGGGGAUCUUCGCUGCCAGUUUGGGGACUGUUGCUGCCGCACUCAAUUCGCUGUCGGCCGUCACUUGCGAGGAUCUUCUGGUGACCGGAUUCGGGAUAAAAAUUUCACCGGAACGGAGCUCACUCUACGCCAAGUGGAUGUCGCUGGGCUACGGAAUUUUCUCGUUUGCUCUGGUGUUUGUGGUGGAGCGUCUCGGCGGUAUUUUGCAGGCCACCCUCACCUUGAACGGACUGAUCGGAGGGGUGACGCUGGGGCUGUUCUCCCUGGGGAUGUUCUUCAGAUUUGCCAACAGCAAGGGCGCCCUGUACGGUGGGAUCCUCUCGCUGGCAUUUGUCAUCUACAUCGGAGUGAUGGCCCAAAUUGACGGAGAACCGGUGACGUUCCUGCCAACGUCGAUGGAAACCUGCAACUGCACUCAGUCAUCAUUGUCAGCUUCGUCGAUGCUGUCGGCGGAGCACUCCCGGGCGGCGAUGAUGGCAAUUGGCGACGGAGCGGCCACUAUGGCCCUGGUAGCGGCCGAGAAUCCGACCGGAGAGCUGUCAACUGCUGCCGCCUCCAUUCUGGUUGAUAAAGUGCUUCCUGCUGGAGCUGGUGCUUCUAUGGAAAUUAUGUCCCGCUCCACCACCGAUGAUUCUCCGCUGGCGUCUGUGUACCGGAUCAGCUACAUGUGGUACUCCUUCCUGGGAGCGUUCCUGACGGUGUUCUUCGGCUUAGUCAUUUCCCUGAUGACGGGAGGUGCCACCCUGUGCUGUCUUCCCACAAAUGUCGACGAUCUGCCGCCAGGCCAACGGGAUGGCAGUUACAACAUAGCGGAAAAGGAGGCAAGAAAAUCAAUUACCAGAGAUGGUUCCAUCCGAAUCAAGAUUGGUGCACCGAUGACGAUGAUGAUGAAAACCAGUGUCUCCGGCAAGAGCUGGAAGAAGGUGAAGGACGAUGGUAACAUAUUUGCAAUCGAAGGAUACUGUAAUCAAGCUUUGGACACCAAAAGCGCCGACUCCGUUCCCCCGUUGAGCCCCGCUCGUCUCGCCAAGGACAUCGAACGUGGAAAGUUUUAAUUACGGAUUUCAGAAUCUCGUCUCUGCGGCACGUUCCAACGUUGGGUGGGAUUACUCCGAGUCGUGGAAUGUGAGGCAAAAUUAUUCCAGUUUAAUCUUAUGGGCUUGCUCGAUCAAUUUCUAUUCCAAGUUUUACUUGCACAUGAAACAAAUAAUCAAUAAUUGAGAUGCACAUGCGCUAU